Molecule: messenger RNA, 8688 nt
Organism: Annulohypoxylon maeteangense
Lineage: Eukaryota; Fungi; Ascomycota; Sordariomycetes; Xylariales; Hypoxylaceae
Product: polyketide synthase
Exons: 5
Coding region: 1-8688 (2895 amino acids)
Biological process (GO): fatty acid biosynthetic process; secondary metabolite biosynthetic process
Molecular function (GO): 3-oxoacyl-[acyl-carrier-protein] synthase activity; fatty acid synthase activity
Source: RefSeq, a predicted model, not a curated record
AUGUCUUCGAUACCUAAGUUGCCGCUUCAUGAGCCCAUCGCUAUCAUUGGCAGUGCUUGCCACUUUGCCGGUGGGGUCAACAAUCAAUCAGAACUCUGGGAUCUUCUUCGAAAUCCACGAGAUGUCCGCAGUGAGAUUCCUGAUGAUAGGUUCAAUGCGAAACGGUUCUACCACCCUAACCACGCACACCAUGGCCAUAGUAAUGUCAUGCAUUCUUACCUUAUUGAGGGUGAUGUGCGUGCUUUUGACGCCGAAUUCUUUGGCAUCAAGCCCGUUGAAGCUGCGGUCAUGGACCCACAGCAACGAGUGCUGAUGGAGACGGUCUAUGAAUCGAUAGAAGCGGCAGGGAUGACUUUGGAGAACCUCAAACAUAGCGAUACAGGUGUCUUCGUUGGGGCGAUGUGCGCCGACUUCGAGGCCAUGCAGUUUCGUGAUCUUGAUGCCAUACCAACUUACCUGGCCACUGGAUCAGCGAGAAGUAUUCUCUCAAAUAGGAUCUCCUAUUUCUUUGAUUGGCAUGGACCAAGCAUGACAAUCGAUACAGCAUGCUCGUCGAGUCUUGUAGCUGUUCAUCUUGCAGUCAAGGCAUUACGGACUGGCGAAUCGAAAAUGGCUGUUGUUGGGGGUUCAAAUCUGAUUCUAGGUCCAGAAAGUUAUAUAAUGGAGAGCAAAUUGAAGAUGCUGUCUCCCGACGGUAUUGGAAGAAUGUGGGAUAAAGAUGCUAACGGGUACGCGAGGGGCGAUGGCGUGGCAUCUAUCGUAUUGAAAACUUUGAGCUCGGCUAUUGCCGAUGGUGACCAUAUUGAGUGUGUCAUUAGGGAGACUGGGGUUAAUCAAGAUGGUACCACUACAGGAAUUACCAUGCCCAGUGUCACUGCCCAACAAGCUUUGAUCGAACGCACAUACGCCAACGCUGGUCUUAACCUACAUACUGUAAAUGAUCAACCCCAGUUGUUUGAAGCUCACGGGACAGGAACGCCAGCGGGUGAUCCUAUAGAAGCAGAGGCGAUCAGCAGAGCGUUUCUUGGACAUGGUAAACCAGCGCGGUCCCCGGAUGAUCCUCUGUUCGUCGGGUCUUUUAAGACCAUCCUUGGACACACAGAAGGUACAGCGGGGAUUGCAGCAAUUCUCAAAGCCUCGUUGGAAAUCCAGCAUGGUCAAAUCACCCCAAACCUCCAUUUUGAAACCAUCAGCCCUACGGUAGCUCCAUUCUACGAUAACCUCCAAAUUCCCAAAUUAGCUCGACCUUGGCCCAAAUCUCCCAAGGCGCCUAGACGCGCAAGUGUAAACUCAUUUGGCUUCGGUGGUACCAAUGCCCAUGCUAUCCUUGAAAGUUAUGAGGCGGAUUCCCAUCGUGCUGAAAUGGAAUCUUCAGCGCAUGCAGGCCCACUUUUCAGCCCCUUUUUGUUUUCUGCGACGUCCGAGAGAUCACUGAGAGCCAAUUUACAGGCCUUUGCGACUCAUCUCGGGGAACAUACUUCAUACAACGCCCAAGAUAUCUCCUACACGUUAAGCCAGCGUCGUUCAGCGUUUUCGCGUCGGGUAGCAUACCCGUCAUUAUCCCUGGAUGAUCUCAGAAGUCAAAUAUUGUCGAGCCUUGAGGAUAAGGAUACCCCGAUUGGAGUAAAGGCAUCAAAGUCCACAGAUGGAAGUCCUCCAAAGAUUCUGGGCGUUUUUACCGGCCAGGGCGCUCAGUAUCCUCAAAUGGGAAAGAGCCUCAUCGAAAAGUCUCCAACCGCAUCCCGAAUAAUCAAAGACCUAGAGUCGCAUCUCUUGGCGCUCCCAGAACCAGACCGACCUUCAUGGUCUCUUCGAUCUGAACUACUUACCCCAACAUCUCGUGUUCACGAAGCCGCGAUUUCUCAGCCGCUAUGCACAGCCAUUCAGAUUUUAUUAGUCGAUCUCUUACGAACGGCCGGCGUAAAAUUUGAUAUUGUUGUUGGCCAUUCUUCUGGAGAAAUCGCCGCAGCAUAUUCUGCUGGCUAUCUCACUGCGCGCGAUGCCAUACUUAUCGCAUAUUAUCGUGGGCUACACUGUAAGCAUGCUUCAAGCCCCAAUAAAGAUGCGAAAGGUGCGAUGCUUGCCGUUGGGACAUCUCUAGAAGAUGCAACUGAAUUGUGCGAAGACGAUCUAUUCGCAGGUCGCAUCAGCGUCGCGGCUUGUAACUCAUCAAGUAGCAUCACAAUCUCAGGAGAUGAGGAUGCAAUUGAUGAAUUGGAAGCCGUACUGCAAGAUGAAGGGAAAUUCCAUCGCCGUCUUAGAGUUGAUCAAGCCUACCACUCUUUACACAUGCUGCCAUGUGCCCCGCCUUAUAUCGAGUCCCUACUUCGCGCCGGGGUAAAAUCUCAGAUCCCUCCAGAAUCGAAUAAAUGCCUAUGGUACUCAAGCGUGUAUAAUGGAAACCUCAUGAAGCCUGAUGUUGGUCCAGGUCUUGAAUACUGGGCUGAAAAUAUGAUAAAGCCAGUUUUAUUCAAUCAAGCACUCACAGCUGCUCUCACAGACCAUGUAGAUAUCGACGCUGUUCUUGAAGUUGGCCCCCACCCGGCUCUUAAAGGACCGGCUUCUCAAUCCAUUUCCGAACUUUUGAAACACGAUGUUCCGUAUCACGGCUGUCUUGACCGGAAUAUGGAUUCUAUUCAAGCAAUGUCAAAGUGUCUAGGAUUCCUAUGGUCGAAUCUAGGCAAUAGCUCGCUAGAUCUACUUGCCUACGAGACUGCAGUUUCUGGGACAGGAGAGGUUCGACGCACUCUUGUCAAGGGAUUGCCCUCAUACCAAUGGGAUCACGGGACGAUACACUGGCAAGAGUCUCGAAAAUCGCGGAAAAUGCGAUUAUCUAAGCAGACGUUCCACCAAUUGCUAGGAGACGAAUCCCCUGACAGCAGCCCUCAUCACUUUAUUUGGAAAAACGUCCUGAAACCGAGUGAAAUCCCUUGGCUUGAGGGGCAUCAGGUAGAGGGACAGAUCGUGUUUCCUGCCGCUGGCUAUGUGAGUACGGCGACCGAGGCUGGGAAGUUCUUAGCCUCCGGACAAGAGGUUCGACUUAUCGAACUUAGUAAUUUCUUCAUCCAGCAAGCCAUCACUUUCGAGGAGAAUAAUUCUGCCAUUGAGGUUCUUAUCCAGCUUUCGGAUGUCGAUGAAUCGGAAAUUGAUAACCUUCGCGCCAAAUUCACUUACUCAGCUGCCCUCGGCACCCAGGCCACCGAACUUACAUUAGUAGCGAGUGCAGACGUACGUCUCAUUUUAGGUUCAGAAUCACUCACAAGCCUCCCCAAACGAGGACCGCCAACUCCCCACCUCAUCAAUGUCGAACCACAACGCCUAUACGGAUUCAUGGAAAGUCUGGGAUACAAUUUCAGCGGUUCGUUUCGUGCGCUAAAAUCACUAAAGCGAAAACUAGGUAGAUCCUCUUGUGAAUUUCCCGUGCAAAUUUUCGGUACCGGCGACGACGGGGAGACACCACUGCUCAUCCACCCAACCGAAUUCGACGCCGCGUUUCAGUCCAUAAUCCUAGCCUACAGCUAUCCCGGAGAUGAUAAACUUCGGUCUUUACACCUGCCAACGAAUAUCAGCAAGAUCAGGGUCAAUCCUGCGCUGUGCGCUUUACGUGCUGUCAAACCAGAGCAAAAGCUUAUCGUCGAUUCGAAAUGCCAUCGCGCGGACCGUGGGAAGCCUGUAUUAGGCUUUACCGGACACUUCGACUUGUAUAUCUCCGACCACCCCAGCGCAGCGCUGCAAGUUGAUGAAGUGCGAUUCAUGAGUUUUGCCGGGGUAACGAAUAAGGACCGGAAUGUAUUCCACAAAAUAGAUUGGGUGCUCGCCGCACCUAAUGGGGAUUUCCCGGCGGGUGGUGCCCCGGAUAUGUCAGUUGAUCAGGAACGUUUUCGGGUGUUAAGCCGGAUCGCUUGCUUUUAUCUCCGGAAAUUUGAUGAGGAAGUCCCGGUUGAUUCGCCCUCGAGGACUGCCGAGCCUCUUUGUCAUUUCUUGAAUUAUGCUCGCCAUAUGACUAAGCUAUUGAGGAGCAGCAACCAUAAGUAUGCCAAGACCGAGUGGAUUGCGGAUACUCUUGACGAUGUUAUGGAGGAUGUGAAUCAGCAUGGGUUUUCCGAUAAUGCCGACGUAAAGAUCAUGCUCCUCGUUGGGGAGACUAUGCCACGAGUGUUUGCGCAAGAAACUACCAUGAUAGAGCAUAUGAGAGCAUCUGGCCUACUCGACGAGUACUAUGCCGAUGGCUUUGGAACCAAGCAAUCCGUGUCGUGGCUCGGUAAUACGGUAAAGCAGAUAACAGACCGCCAUCCUCAUCUCAACAUCCUCGAGAUCGGCGCAGGGACAGGCGGGGCGACGAAGAGUAUCCUAAAAUCCAUCGGACGUAGUUUUGACAGCUAUACCUUCACCGAUAUAUCCUCCAGCUUCUUUGAGAACGCCGCCGACUUGUUCUCUUCCUGGGGAGAUCGCAUGGUUUUCAAGGUCUAUGAUGUCGAAAGUGACCCUGCCGUCCAGGGAUUCGAUGAAAAGACUAAAUAUGAUGUGAUAGUCGCAUCGCUUGUCAUCCACGCCACCGCAGAACUUGACAAGACUAUGAGAAACUUGCGUAAGCUUCUGAAGCCUGGGGGGUACUUAGUCGUUGCCGAGGGUAGCAGUGACGGACCCCUACAAUCCGGCGAUGGGUUUAUCUUCGGUGGCCUACCGGGAUGGUGGCUUGGGGUGAAAGAAGGACGAGUGCUUUCACCGUUCAUAAAUACCGAGAAGUGGGAUGCCUUGCUCAAGCGCACGGGUUUCUCGGGUAUUGAUGGGUUGGCACCACCUGAGUUCUUGGAGACCUUUGGUCUUGUGCUGUUUGUAUCGCAGGCCGUCGAUGAGCAGAUCUCAUUUCUACGCGAGCCGCUCGCAAUUAAUGGUCCACCUUCUCUACCAAACCGAAAGAUUUCCAAGUUGGUUAUCAUAGGAGGCAUUACUGAACCAGUGUCCACGCUGGCUCGCCAAAUAGGGACGAUUCUCGAAAGUCUCAUGGAUCAGCUAUUUUUCUACCUGACUUUAGAGGAGAUUGACCAUGACAUCGUCGAUGAGAACUCAACUGUCAUUAGCCUGGUUGACUUGGAUGCGCCUACAUUCAAUGCGAUGACACCUGAGAGGUGGCUUGGCUUCAAAAAGCUAUUCGAGACUGGCAAGACGUUGCUAUGGAUUAGCACUGGUCGUCUUGCCGACGAGCCCUUAGCCAACAUGCCUGUCGGCUUCGGCCGUUCAGCAUUAAACGAGACACCGGACUUACACGCUCAAUUUCUUGACUUUCCCGCACUUGGUGAUGUCAAAGCUUCCGUAAUUGCUGAAAGUCUUCUUCGUCUCCAUGCCAAGGAUCUACACGGCGACGAUCUCCUUUGGACAGUUGAGCCGGAGCUUGUGAUUGACGAGAAAGGACGCUAUUUGGUACCGCGAAUAAACCCUAUUACUGCUGCCAACGAACGGUAUAAUUCUAUUCAACGUCCCUUAUUCCACGAUGUUGAUGUGAGCAAGUCACCCGUAGAAUUGCACUCAACUUAUGAUUGCAGCAUAACAGAGAUAUCUAGGUACGAUACCAUUGGAGAUAAGAGGGCGGCGAGCAUGAAGUUGAGAACGUCGUAUACUGUCCUAUCCACUCUCAAGACUGAUGCUGGUCAUCACUUUCUUUCUUCGGGCAUUGAUUCUCUUGGAUGUCGCUACAUGUCUCUUCUUUCAAGGCCAACGUCUAUACUUGAAAUCCCCAGAGAGUGUGCUGUUGCUUUUGACAUUGAUAUCCUAGGCCUUACGGAGGCUAGUUUCUUGACAGCUGUAGCCGCACACUUGAUUGCUAUGGUUAUCAUAGCACCGGUUUUGCCCGGACGAACGGUCAUGCUGCAUAAUGCUCCGUUGGUGAUUGCAGAUGCUGUCGAGAUCCAGGCUUCCCUCAAGAACAUAUCAAUGCUCUGUACAACCGACGCAGAAAAUGACGAAUCAAUACCAGAAACCUGGAUUCGACUACCUCCGUAUAUUUCUAGCUCGGAGCUCUUUUGCCUUCUUCCUAAGAGUCUAGCCUCUUUUGUUGGCCUUUCACUAGAAAAUUCCGAUAACGAGCGCUCUAUUAUUGCCCUUCUCCCAAGCCACUGUAUCAAGCAGACGGCGAACAACCUUUUUAUGUAUUCUCCGGACGAUAUCGAUACCAACACGACAUCUGGAAGCAUUCUUACUGGAAACUUGAAAACGGCAAUUCAAUUCGCACAGAAUAAUGCGACCCGAGCUCUAGACGCCAGCGAAGAGACAGUUAGUCUUGAAAGUGUAAUAACGAAACCGCGUCCCAGAAAUCCUAUCGCGAUUGUUAACUGGACAUCUCCGAGCCCGCUCCGAACUCAAGUUGCGAGGCUUGAUAGCAUACCAAUGUUUAAAAAUAACAGAACAUAUUGGCUCUGUGGUAUGUCUGGCUCCUUGGGUAUCUCGCUAUGCGACUGGAUGAUCGACCGGGGUGUUACGUAUCUCGUCAUAACGAGUAGGAACCCGAAGAUAGACGUUUCAUGGGUAGAGGAUCAUAGGCGGAAAGGAGUCAAUGUGAACAUCAUGCCAUGUGAUGUAACUGAUGAAAUCGCUCUGAAAGCGGUCCACGACGAAAUCGUCCGGACAAUGCCGCCGAUCGCAGGAGCUCUGAAUGGUGCGAUGGUCUUAAGUGAUUCGUCUAUCCCGAACAUGCAAUAUGAUCAGGUUAUGGAUGUGGUCAGACCGAAGGUCCUAGGAAGUUCCAACUUGGACCAACUAUUCUAUGAUGUCAAUCUUGACUUCUUCAUUCUAGUCUCGUCCAUCAAUUGUAUCGUUGGAAAUGUUGGCCAAGCCAACUACGCAGCGGCUAACAUGUACGUAUGUAGCCUAGCAGCGAAACGGAGAAAGCGAGGCCUUAAUGCUGCCGCCGUAAAUAUUGGGGCAGUGAUAGGAGCUGGCUAUAUCACGAGAGAAACCGAUCGGGGGCUCGAUAAUACGGUAGAGAAAAAUGCCUUAAUGCAUCUUUCGGAGGAUGAUUUUCAUCAGAUCAUCGCUGAAGCAAUAGAGGCGGGCUAUCCCGACUCGCCAAGUGGACCAGAGAUUACGACUGGGCUACUUGAUAUCUCUCCUGAUUCUCCUAAUAUCCCAAAGUGGUACUCGAAUCCCAGGUUCUCCCGCUUUCUCGUCCACCAGACUGCUAGCGCGGAGGAUAAAAAGGAGGAAAUCGCCACAGCAUCGAUUCAAGAUCAGCUUUAUGCCUGUAAGACAGAGAGUGACUUGAGUCUACUCGUAAGGGAAAGAUUCGGGGACCAACUGCGUAAGAUUUUACAGACACCUGCCGGCAUACUUAACGACGAGAUCCUUUCUAAGAGCGGUAAAGAACUUGGGCUUGACUCCCUCGUCUCAGUUGACAUACGAUCCUGGUUUUCGAAGAACUUCCAGGUUAGCGUCCCCGUUCUCAAGAUAAUGAGCAAUGAGACCAUGUCAGAUCUUGUCCGGAGUUCUCUCGAGUCCAUCCCGGCCGAAUUAACACCCCAGAUGGAUAAACCCGCGACCGAGAAGAUUGAGGAGCACUUAAUCUCGAGCACCGAUAGCGGGUCUGCCUUCUCCGUAGAUGGACAAGAGUCGGCAUCUGAUAUAAGUUUCGUACCUAUUGAUUGGGAAGCCGAGUCAUCCCUACCGUCUGACCUAGUCAAUAUACCCCUUAUAUCCGAUGCACCACCCGCUCUACCACCUAGAGUUGUCGUUAUUACCGGUGCCACAGGGUAUUUAGGCACACAUCUCAUCAACCAUAUUCUGAAGAGUCCAAGUGUCGAGAUGAUACACUGCCUAGCGGUGCGGAAACUUGAAACCCGUCUCCAGAACAACGAACUCCUGACGGAUCCCCGAGUCAAGUACUACCAAGGCAACCUUUCGGAGCCACUCUUCGGACUUUCUAAACAGCAAGCCGAUUCCAUCUUCGCCGAAACCGACGCGAUAAUUCACAACGGAGCAGACACCUCGCACAUCAAAUAUUUCACAGACCUACGAGCCGCCAACGUCGGAUCCACAAUCGCCUUAGCUCGCUUCUGUCUCCCACGCCGAAUACCAUUCCACUAUAUCUCCACCGCUGGCAUCUCUAUCUACACCAAUCUUGAAACCUUUCCCCCGAUCUCCAUAUCAGGACCGGGAUCUAAGCAUCCCCCGACGGACGGCUCUUUCGGGUAUGCUUGCUCGAAAUGGGUUAAUGAGCGCCUCCUCGAGCGCGUACAUGAGCAGUACCCGGACUUCCCCGUUUACAUAUACCGGCCCUCAACCAUCAUCCGCGAGGGCGUCGAUGACGUCACAGCGCAGGCAGAGUUAGACUGGGUGAAUUCGCUGCUCCGCUAUAUACGCAAGUUGAAGAUCGCGCCUCAGGUUGAAAAUAACCACGGGGUGUUAGAUUUGGUGCGUAUCGAUAGCUGCUGCGACGGCAUACUCAGCCGUGUCUCAGCAAGCAGAGCAGGCGGGGGAAUCGAAUAUGUCAAUCAAGUCGGUGACGCCGUCAUCUCACUAGAUGGCUUGCAGGAUAUUGACGCUAAGGAGAGGGGAUCGUAUGCUGUGUUACCUCUGCAUGAAUGGAUUAGUGAAGCCACGGCCGCGGGUCUGCAUCCGGCCGUUGCUUUGCUUAUUCAAGACAUGGAUGGUCCUGGGAGACCUGCUUAUCCAAAACUUCUAAGGGAUUCCAAAUAG